Molecule: messenger RNA, 348 nt
Organism: Blepharisma stoltei
Lineage: Eukaryota; Ciliophora; Heterotrichea; Heterotrichida; Blepharismidae
Source: the annotation of a GenBank genome assembly
AUGAUUAUAUUAGAUUUUUUAGACCCAAAUAAUGAACUUAUCCAUCAAAGGUUUUAUAGAGAAAACUGUAUCGAAAUUGGAAAAAUUUUAAUUAAAGAUAUCAGAAUAUUUGAUAGAAAAUUGAAAAAUAUUGUGAUUAUUGAUAACUCAGUUUAUGCGUUUGGAUAUCAACUUGAUAAUGGAAUCCCUAUAAUAUCAUGACAUAACAAUAAACAUGAUAAAGAACUUUUCAAUCUUAUUGACUAUCUUGAAACACUGUCUAAAGUUGACGAUAUUAGAGUCCUAAAUAGGCAUGUGUUUCACCUUCACACUUUUUAUGAAGAUUGUGUAGAAGAAUUCAAUUCUUAG